Messenger RNA from Tarenaya hassleriana, 1039 nucleotides. RefSeq names its product probable WRKY transcription factor 7. The transcript has 4 exons. NCBI's taxonomy places the organism in Eukaryota, Viridiplantae, Streptophyta, Magnoliopsida, Brassicales, Cleomaceae. Gene Ontology annotation, molecular function: DNA-binding transcription factor activity; sequence-specific DNA binding. The record is from RefSeq and is a predicted model, not a curated record. Bases 113 to 1039 code for a protein of 308 amino acids. Gene Ontology annotation, biological process: regulation of DNA-templated transcription.
AUCAUCAUCAUCAUCAUCAAGAGAGAGAGAGAUUAGUUUUUUUAAUUAAAGUUAAACCCGAGUCUGUGUAUUUAUAGUACCGAAGGGUCAUUUGUGUUGGAUUAGUACAUGCAUGGUGGUGUUUGGAGACAUGGCGGUGGAGCUGAUGAUGAGCUACGGCGGCGGACGAAGAAGCGACGGCGGAGACAGGUUUCCGGCGACCUCCUCGGCGGGGAAGAUCGAAGAAACCGCCCUGCGGGAGGCGACGACGGCGGGGAUUCAGGGCGUAGAGGAGUUCUUAAAGUUCAUCGGUCAAAGUCAACCCAGAGACCAGAAGCAGCCAGAGUUAACGGCGGUGACGGAUGUCGCCGUCAACAGCUUCAAAAAGGUGAUUUCUCUUCUCGGCAGAUCCAGAACCGGACACGCCCGUUUCCGGCGAGCCCCUGUCGCUCCUCCGCCGCAACAGCAGCGACCCUCCGUUUCCUUCAAAGGGUUCAACAACUUGAAAACAGAGCCGAAAACUGAGCAUGUUGUCGGCGGUGGAUCUGCGUUUAGGGUUUAUUGUCCGACUCCUGUUCAUCGUCUUCCGCCAUUACCGCACUCCAAGAGCAACAACGGUAUUGUUGGUGGUCCUUCAUCAUCUUCCCAACCUUCUCUGAACGAGGGACCGUCAACGACGAUAAACUUCGCGCCAUCUCCUCCGAUCUCGGCGGCGAACUCGUUCAUGUCGUCUCUUACAGGGGAUUCCGACAGUAUCCAGAUGUCCAUGUCGUCUUCUGGGUUUCAGUUCACGAACCCGUCUCAUGUCUCGGGCUCCUGCGGAAAGCCUCCUCUCUCUUCGUCUUCGUUGAAGAGAAGGUGCAGUUCCUUGGACGAAGCUGCUCUCAAGUGCGGCUCAUCCUCUGGUCGUUGCCAUUGCUCCAAGAAAAGGAAAUCUAGGGUGAAGAGAGUGAUUAGGGUCCCUGCAAUAAGCAGCAAAAUGGCUGAUAUUCCACCUGACGACUACUCCUGGAGAAAAUACGGCCAGAAACCCAUCAAAGGCUCCCCUCAUCCACGGUGA